Molecule: messenger RNA, 3491 nt
Organism: Hyaena hyaena (striped hyena)
Lineage: Eukaryota; Metazoa; Chordata; Mammalia; Carnivora; Hyaenidae
Gene: SFMBT1
Product: Scm like with four mbt domains 1
Exons: 21
Coding region: 358-2958 (866 amino acids)
Biological process (GO): regulation of DNA-templated transcription
Cellular component (GO): nucleus
Molecular function (GO): histone binding; transcription corepressor activity
Source: RefSeq, a predicted model, not a curated record
CGCCGCCGCCUCCGCCGGAGCGCGGGUGGAGGGGGGCGGGGAGAGCUGCCGGCCGCCCCGCUCCGCCGAGCCCAGCAGGAAGGAGGGCGCGAGCGGGCGAGCGCGGGCGGCGCGAGCGGAAAAAGCGCCCGCGCGGGGAAGCGAAAAGAAGGAAAGAAAGAAAGAAAACGAGCGCGAGAGGACGGAAAAGCCAGCGAUCGAGCGAGGGCGCGCGCGAAAACUCCCGGCAGCACUUUCAUUUGGACCCUUGGAUGCCCAUUGAACAGAUGCUUGAGACUGGCAAGUAAUUUUCAGACCAUAGCAGAACCAUAAAGCCUGUCCUCUGUGUGGGGAGAAGAUAGCCCAUGUUCUGUGGAAAUGAACGGGGAGCAGCAGCUUGAUGCAGAUGCUGGAUCUGGUGUGGAAGAAGUGGAAUUAAGCUGGGAAGAUUAUCUAGAAGAGACAGGGUCCGCUGCAGUACCCUAUGGAUCUUUUAAACAUGUGGAUACACGCUUGCAAAAUGGAUUUGCUCCUGGGAUGAAGCUGGAGGUGGCUGUGAAAACAGACCCUGAAACCUACUGGGUUGCCACCAUCAUUACUACCUGUGAGCAGUUGCUGCUGCUCCGCUAUGAUGGCUAUGGUGAGGACCGGAGGGCAGACUUCUGGUGUGACAUCAGGAAGGCCGGGCUAUACCCCAUUGGGUGGUGCGAGCAGAACAAGAAGACCCUUGAAGCCCCGGAAGGCAUCAGAGACAAGGUGUCUGAUUGGGAUGAGUUCCUGCGGCAGACCCUGAUAGGAGCGUGCAGUCCUCCCGUUCCCCUGCUAGAGGGCCUCCGUAAUGGGAGGAACCCUUUAGAUCUCAUUGCCCCAGGCUCCAGGCUAGAGUGUCAAGCUUUCCGGGACUCAUUGAGCACUUGGAUCGUUACUGUAGUCGAGAACAUCGGAGGAAGGCUGAAGCUGCGCUAUGAAGGACUGGAAAGUUCUGACAGUUUUGACUAUUGGUUGUAUUACUUGGAUCCAUUUCUUCAUCACGUUGGUUGGGCUGCUCAGCAGGGAUAUGAGCUUCAGCCCCCAUUAGCCAUUCAGCAUCUAAAGAAUGAAGGUGAGUGGCAGGAGAUCCUGGCCAAAGUGAAAGAGGAGGAGGAAGAGCCAUUGCCUUCAUACUUAUUUAAGGACAAACAAGUGAUUAGCACUCAUUCAUUCUCUGUAAAUAUGAAAUUGGAAGCUGUGGAUCCCUGGUCUCCUUUUGGGAUCUCUCCUGCUACAGUUGUUAAGGUUUUUGAUGAGAAGUACUUCCUGGUGGAAAUGGAUGAUUUGCGCCCAGAGAAUCAUGCACGGCGAUGUUUUGUGUGUCAUGCUGACAGUCCUGGUCUUUUCCCUGUGCAGUGGAGUCUGAAGAAUGGUUUACACAUUAGCCCCCCUCCUGGCUUCCCGGGCCAGGACUUUGACUGGGCUGACUACCUCAAACAGUGUGGUGCCGAAGCUGCUCCGCAGAGGUGCUUCCCUCCGUCAAUUGCUGAGCAUGAAUUUAAGGAGAAUAUGAAGCUUGAGGCAGUGAACCCUCUUCUCCCAGAAGAAGUGUGCGUUGCCACCAUUACUGCAGUGAGAGGCUCCUACGUAUGGCUCCAGCUGGAGGGUUCUAAGAAGCCUAUACCUGAAUGUAUUUUGAGUGUGGAAUCCAUGGAUAUAUUUCCUUUGGGCUGGUGUGAAACCAAUGGCCAUCCCCUCAGUGCCCCUCGCCGAGCACGAGUACACAAACAGAGGAAAAUUGCAGUGGUUCAACCAGAAAAACAAAUACCAUCCUCCAGGACUGUCCAUGAAGGUCUGAAGAAUCAGGAGCUGAACUCCACAGACUCAGUUAUGAUCAAUGGAAAAUAUUGCUGUCCAAAGAUAUACUUCAACCACCGUUGCUUCUCAGGGCCAUAUCUGAACAAAGGAAGAAUCGCUGAGCUGCCUCAGUGUGUAGGACCUGGGAACUGUGUUCUAGUCCUCAGAGAGGUCCUCACUUUACUUAUCAAUGCAGCCUAUAAACCCAGUCGUGUCCUUCGGGAGCUGCAGCUGGACAAAGACUCUGUGUGGCAUGGAUGUGGGGAGGUCCUAAAGGCCAAAUACAAAGGAAAGAGUUACCGGGCUACCGUUGAGGUAGUGAAGACAGCGGACCGAGUGACCGAGUUCUGCCGGCAAACCUGCAUCAAACUGGAGUGCUGUCCUAAUCUCUUCGGCCCACGGAUGGUUCUGGACAAGUGUUCUGAGAACUGCUCUGUGCUUACAAAGACCAAAUAUACACACUAUUAUGGAAAGAAGAAAAAUAAGAGAAUUGGAAGGCCACCUGGUGGGCAUAGUAACUUAGCAUGUGCCCUGAAAAAAGCCAGUAAGAGGAGGAAGAGACGGAAAAAUGUGUUUGUCCAUAAGAAGAAACGCUCCUCUGCAUCUGUUGAUAACACCCCAGCAGGCUCCCCGCAGGGAAGUGGAGGUGAAGAUGAGGAUGACCCAGAUGAAGGGGAUGACGAUUCCCUAAGUGAGGGCAGUACAUCUGAGCAACAAGACGAGCUACAGGAAGAGUCAGAAAUGUCUGAAAAAAAGUCAUGCUCUUCCUCUCCCACCCAAAGUGAGAUAUCUACAUCACUGCCUCCAGACGGACAACGGAGAAAAAGAGAGCUUCGCACUUUUUCAUUUUCUGAUGAUGAGAAUAAACCUCCUUCACCAAAGGAAAUAAGGAUUGAAGUUGCUGAAAGGCUUCAUCUGGACAGUAACCCUCUGAAGUGGAGCGUGGCAGACGUUGUUCGGUUCAUCAGGUCCACCGACUGUGCACCAUUAGCAAGAAUAUUUCUAGACCAGGAAAUUGAUGGGCAGGCCCUAUUGCUCCUUACCCUUCCCACUGUUCAAGAAUGCAUGGACUUAAAAUUGGGCCCGGCCAUCAAACUCUGCCAUCACAUAGAGAGGAUCAAGUUUGCUUUCUAUGAGCAGUUUGCCAACUGAGAAGGACAACCAAAGUGAGCUGUGUCUUCGAAGCACAAAUGCAUCAAAUCCUUCUCCCCGUUCUACAAGUGGCGCUGACACGGUCUCGGGCUCCGGGCCCUGCAGAGGUCGGCUUGCUCUCUUUGCACUUUCAGGGAAGGAGGACCCACACUGAGGAAGCAAACACCACAUGGAAGUGGCUCUCCUGCCAGUGGAGAAUUGGGCAUCUGUUGGUCAGCAGAUUGCAGUUUGGAAAAAAAAAAAAAAAAAAGGUUGUGAAGAAAAGACUCCCAUAAGAAGCAUAAGCAUUUCCAGUGGCGUGGCCUGAAAACGAAGAAUAAUCUAGGCUGCUGGAAAGCACCCUUAUGGUUGUUUUCUUUUUGUUCUGUUCCUUCCCAUUGUAGAUUGAACUUUGUUCUCUGCUUUCCCUUUCUUGGAAAGAGAGGACAUAGCUUUAAGUCAGCACUGAUUUGGGACUGUGCCUAAGGCACAUCAGUGCUUCAUUGUCAUUGUGUUUUUAAGCUUUUUUAAAUUAAAACUGUUCAUUUUGGGGA